UGUUCUAUUACACACGAUUGAUGACAAUUAUUAAUAGUUCUCUGUUUUUUUUUGUAAAUCAAAAAUAAAAAAGCUCGAGUGUUUGAAAUUUGGUGUUGGUGUUUUUCGAUUAUAUCUUCGCAUUAACAUGAACAAAAAUCGAACAGUUAGUUGAUUUUUGUCGUCGCAAAGUUGAACAUUUGAGAUUUAUAUAUAUAUGUAUAUAUAUAUUCAUCAUGUUUCGGUAAUCAAUUCAAACGGCAAAUUUAGCAACAAUUCUAUCAAAUUGUUUGAGACUACGGUGGAAUUCAAUUACGAAAAACAUUUUCAAACAAGAAUCGAGAAGUGAGUGCGACAGAAAGAGAGAGAGAGAGAAAGAGAAAGAGAGACAAAACGAGAAAAAUAAAGCCAUUAUUGUAAAACACAUUCGGAAAAAACGGAAAAUCAAACGAAAUGAAAAUCGAGAAGACAAAAAGCCAAAAUGUAUUGCAUGUGAAGAUGUGACUGUUUGCCAAUAAAAAAGGAUUUUCUAGCAAAUGGGCGACAGUUAAUAAAUAAAAUGAAAUAGCAUCCGCGCGCGCGUAAUGUGUAAAAAUUUCGGAAAUCGUUUCACAAUCGCAAGGUUUAAAGCAUUUUUAGUGUUAUUGUUAUUUAACUAUAUUAUUUUUUAUUAUUAAUUAUUGAAUAAAUCACACACAUAACUAUUCUUUUUUUGUACUAAUUAAAUAUAUUUAUCAAACCACUUAUCUAUUGUGUGGCAACAAAUUAAAAAAGAAAACAACAACAAAAACAAUAUAAAACACACCAACCAUAGAAGAAAUUCAAAAAUUCACAUUUUAACCGAUUUAAUACAUCGUCUCUCCUGGGAAUAAAUCCAAAAUAGAAUAGUAACACAAACACACACACAUACAAACAAAAAACUCAGUUUUAUAUUAAAAACUAAAUUUAAAAAAAAGCAAAAGCAACUAUAGUAACAACAACAAACCAGAAAGCAAAUGCAUGCACUAAAUCCUUUUAAAAUCGAAUUGAGAUAAAAAACAACAACAACAACAACAACAAUAAAGGAAUUAAAAUACGUUAGAGGCUCGAUUGCUCGUUUAGCUUAUCGAUAAUACAAUUUACACAAAUUACGAACAUAAAUACUAUAUUGUUUCUCAGAUUCAAAGAAUAAAAAAUAACACUGUAAAAAUAACAUAAUACGAUUAAGAAGUGCUGGACACAAACACACAUACACAAACAAGCAACAAAUUAUAAUUAAAUUGAGCUGUUGAAUGGUUAUCAAGUAUCUCAGUGCAUAAAUAUGGCAUCGGGAACAUUUGUUGAUCGCAUCGACCCAUUUGCUAAACGAUCACUCAAAAAGAAAAGUAAAAAGUCGCAAGGCUCAUCCAGGUACAGAAACUCGCAGGAUGUAGAACUGCAACCGCUGCCGCAGCUAAAAGCCGACAGUUCCAGUUUGGAUCAAGAGGAGCUUUUUAUAAAGAAGUUACGUCAAUGCAGCGUUUCGUUUGAUUUUAUGGAUCCAGUGUCAGAUCUAAAGGGAAAAGAGAUCAAACGUGCUGCACUUAAUGAUCUAUCCACCUACAUUACCCAUGGUCGAGGUGUACUAACAGAAGCUGUUUAUCCGGAAAUCAUUCGAAUGAUAUCGCUAAAUCUGUUUCGGACAUUACCGCCGAGUGAAAAUCCGGACUUUGACCCAGAGGAAGAUGAUCCUACUUUAGAAGCAUCCUGGCCACAUUUGCAAUUAGUUUAUGAAGUGUUUUUACGAUUUCUAGAGUCACAAGAUUUUCAAGCAACUAUAGGAAAGAAAGUGAUCGACCAAAAAUUCGUGCUACAACUGUUGGAAUUAUUCGAUUCAGAAGAUCCACGAGAAAGAGAUUUCCUAAAAACUGUGUUGCAUCGUAUUUAUGGAAAAUUCUUGGGGCUUCGGGCUUUCAUACGUAAACAAAUCAAUAACAUAUUUUUGCGCUUUAUUUAUGAAACCGAACACUUCAACGGAGUCGGUGAGCUGUUGGAAAUUCUGGGCAGCAUUAUAAACGGUUUCGCAUUACCUCUAAAAGCGGAGCAUAAGCAGUUUCUGGUCAAAGUUCUGUUGCCACUUCACAAAGUGAAAUGUUUAUCAUUAUAUCAUGCUCAGCUAGCUUACUGUGUGGUACAAUUUCUGGAGAAGGAUGCCGUUCUGACUGAGCCAGUCGUGCGUGGUCUCUUGAAAUUUUGGCCGAAGACAUGUUCACAAAAGGAAGUAAUGUUUUUAGGUGAAAUAGAAGAAAUUUUGGAUGUCAUCGAUCCACCGCAAUUUGUGAAAAUUCAAGAGCCACUAUUUCGUCAAAUCGCCAAAUGUGUCUCCAGUCCACAUUUUCAGGUUGCAGAGAGAGCGCUGUACUUCUGGAAUAAUGAAUAUGCCAUGUCUCUUAUUGAGGAAAAUAAUACUGUUAUAAUGCCAAUUAUGUUUCCUGGUCUGUAUCGUAUCAGCAAAGAACAUUGGAAUCAAACAAUCGUUGCGCUCGUUUACAAUGUCCUAAAAACAUUUAUGGAAAUGAAUUCGAAGCUGUUUGAUGAGCUGACCGCGAGUUACAAAGCUGAACGACAAAAAGAGAAGAAGCGAGAACGCGAACGCGAAGAAUUAUGGAAAAAAUUGCAUGAGCUGGAGAUUAGUCGUACAAAUAGAAUGCUGAUGAAUUCAUCCAAUAGCGAUACAAUUCAAUCUCCGACGAACACCUCAACAUCUGCAUCAAGUAAUCCAUUUUCGAGCACAACCACUUCAACCAUAACAAAGACUAAUACUACAAGCGCCGCUAGUGCUGCCGCCGCCUCAGCAGCCGGCUCAAUAAAUCCAUCGGCUGAUAGUACAGGAGACACAUAUAAUUUAAUUAAAAAAGAAAGUGUAUUAAAAGAGGAUUAACACAUUAAAUUUACGCAAAUAACAUGCAAAAAGAAUGAAAGAAAAAACUGAGCAAAAGAUAAUGAGAGAAAGAAAAAUAAGAAAAAAUGAAUUAAACAAAAAAAAUAACUUAAAAAAAAUAAUUAAUUACACAUACACACAAAAAACACACUAAAGCAGAAAAAAAUAUUUAAAAAAUUAUAUAUAUUGUGAAUUGUAUAUGUUGUGGUUUAUUAUUACCAGUGUUUGGUUGUAGUUCAGGUCAUUGACCGACGAGAACCAUUACGAGAUAAGCUUUGAAUCGAACGAAACUGGACCAUUGGACAUAUCGCGUGCACAAUCUUAUCAGAAUGCUGCGAAUGUGUGCAUUUUUCAGUUUUCAGAAAAAUGUCAAUUCGAAAAUUGUCAGAGAUGUGCCACGGUAACCAAGACAAAUGGGGUCAGUUAGUUGUUUUAUGCUUUUAUCGUGCAAGAAAAAAAAAUCAUAUUCAAUGAUCUAACCGACCAUUAACACUGAUUAUUACUAUUAUUAUUAUUUAUUUCUUCAUUUAUUUUUUUAUGUUUCUUUCCAUUGAAAAAAAAAAACGAAGAAGAAGAAGAAAAAGAAAAUGCAAAACCAAUUUUCUCAACCAAAAUGUUCUCCUUUUAGGCCUCCAUAAGCCUCCAUAUCUAUCAAUACAUACGAACAUACGCUUUCUUUUCGUUAUAAUAGCAAAAAGCAAGCAAGAAAUAAUAAUCAUUUUAUUUGUCCUAGAGAUCCCAAUUCCAAUUGUAUGUAAAAAAACACAAAAAAUAAUACGAAAUAAAAGUCCAAAAAAUUAUGUUUUGAUUUGAGACAAAAAAAAAAAUGAAAAUGAAAUAUAGAAGAUGCGAAUUCCGUACUCUGAUUUCUUUGAUAAAUCAAUUAUUUUUUUUAAAAAAAUACUACAAUGAAGUAGACAGACCCAGAAAGAGGAUUAAAUUUAAAAAGGAUAAAAAAAUUUAAAGUAAAUAAAUAAACAAAUAAAUAAAAAAAAGAAAACAAUAUUUAAAAAAAAACUAUGAUUAUUGUAAUGAUUGAAUGUAUCCUAUGCAACAAAUGCGAAAGAAGAUAAAAGUUGACAGUUAAAAGAUGAAACAUUGAUUUGAAUGCAUUUUUUGAGCUACACUGAAUCAAAGAGCUAGAAACUGAAAGAAGAUGAGAAAAACAAGAAAUGAUGAUGGAAACAUCAAGUAUUAAUUAAUAAGUUGGAACUACAUAAACAUAUAUUAUAUUAUAUAAUAUAAAAAAAAAAAA
Contarinia nasturtii (swede midge) is the source of this 4133-nucleotide messenger RNA. RefSeq names its product serine/threonine-protein phosphatase 2A 56 kDa regulatory subunit epsilon isoform (gene wdb). Gene Ontology annotation, biological process: signal transduction; protein dephosphorylation. Lineage: Eukaryota; Metazoa; Arthropoda; Insecta; Diptera; Cecidomyiidae. Gene Ontology annotation, cellular component: protein phosphatase type 2A complex; nucleus; cytosol. The transcript is spliced from 8 exons. The record is from RefSeq and is a predicted model, not a curated record. Gene Ontology annotation, molecular function: protein phosphatase activator activity. Bases 1280 to 2878 code for a protein of 532 amino acids.